Molecule: messenger RNA, 2801 nt
Organism: Ceratitis capitata (Mediterranean fruit fly)
Lineage: Eukaryota; Metazoa; Arthropoda; Insecta; Diptera; Tephritidae
Source: RefSeq, a predicted model, not a curated record
GGGAGUGAGAUUUUCAAAACCCUUGUGUAAGGCAGGCGAGUCAAGUGGCACGGUUUAUUAAAAUAAUAAAUAAAAUGGUACAAAUUACUGAACAAGACAAAGGAGAAGCCUUGCAUACACCAAAUUGGCUAAAUAAAGAACUUUUUCAUGAUAUCCUGCUCAAAAACGAGCCCAACUAUGCUAAAGUAGUCAAUUUGACUUCCGAGAUGGCGAUUCCACCUGGAGAAAAUUUUCUCUCGGUGAUGUUACGUGUAUACGUCGAUCUAGACUUGAAAGAUGGUUCCAGGCAACAAAAUGUAUAUGUUGUUAAAACUAUGCUGGAUGACGAAAACGGCGGUGAGGAUGUUAAGAAAUUGAACGUUUUUCCGAAAGAACUGGAUAUGUAUAGGAAAUACAUACCCGCCUUUGAAGCAAUGUACAAGGCUAGAGGUUGGAAUGUGCAUUUAGCACCCAGCUGUCUACAUAUACACCGAAAUGGAGAUCAAAUCAAUUUUAUCUUUGAAGACCUAAAGAUGCGGGGUUUCGAAAAUAUUGAUCGUAGGCAAGGUUGCAAUAUGAACGAGAUGACAGAGUACAGUGCGGCUUCAGCGGUUUAUGCCGAACAAGUCGAACCUUAUCCUGAGAAGUUUAAAUACGGGUUUGUGCACAAAACUGAUGGCUAUAAAGUUCAGAAAGAACUAUACAACAAUCGAGUUAAUGCUUACAAAAAGGCUCUUACUCUUUGGGGUCUAGAGAACGCUGAUAAAUAUGUGGCAGCUUUUCCAACAUUUGAUCAGUAUUGGAAGUGCAUCGAAAGUAACCUCAAUACUGACGGCAACAUAUUUAAUGUGCUAAACCAUGGCGAUUUAUGGAGCACCAACAUCAUGACCACACACAAUCCGAACGGUUUGGUUGAUGAAGUGCUUCUUAUAGAUUUCCAGCUGUGUAAAUGGGGCAGCCCUGCGGAGGACUUACACUUUAUUAUCACCACUUCGACUCAGAAGGACAUUCGAAUCAAGGAAUAUGACCACUUUGUAGCCAUUUAUCAUGAACACCUGAUUCGGUGCCUGAAGUUUUUGGGUUAUAAGAAACCAAUACCGAAAUUGCGUGAAUUGCAAAUGGAUAUGUUUAACGAGACGAACACAUUUCCUGUUUUCUACUCACUUUUCAACCACUUAAUGGUCAUAUUAUUGCCUGCGGAAAAGGAUAGCAACUUCGCUGUAUUAAUGGGCAGCACAGAGGAAUCGCAUAAAUUUCGUAUGCGGGCGCUUCAGAAUCCCUCAGUUGCGGAUAUCAUGCGUGACUUUUGGCCCUUCUUUUACCGCCGAGGAGUUUUGCGUUUUGAAGAUUUUGACAAACAAAAUGACACGAAGGAGCCCCUAACACGCCUACUGACCACCAAUACACAAACAUACACAUACACAUAUUUCAACGCAACGCAGGCGUUUAGACGGGAAAUGCCGGAUAAUAGUACUAAAUUCAAUCCCAGUAUACAAUUGGACAUACCGAAAUGGAUAAAUGCGAAAUAUUUUGAAAGGAUUUUGCAUAAAGAAAAUGUAAAUUUCCACAAAAUAUUAAAAUUGACACCGAUACCGGCAACACCACCCGGCGAGAACUAUACCUCAAUCAUGAUGCGUAUUAUAAUGGAUAUAGAAUUGAAAGAUGGAUACACGCAGCAGAAAUCGUAUAUUGUGAAAACAAUGUUGGAUGACGACAAGGGCGGGACACUUAUCAAUGCACUCAACCUGUUCCCCAAAGAAAAGCUUAUGUAUGAACGUAUUCUGCCACAGCUGGAACAAAUUUACCACGAACUCGGCAAGAAAGUCCGAUUUGCGCCCCAAUGCCAUUGGAUUGAGGAAAAGUCGAGCCGCAUCACCAUAGUAUUGGAGGAUUUAAAUACAAAGAAGUUUCGCAACAUUAACAGACUUAAAGGCUUUGACAUGCCACACAUGAAACGUGUUUUAGAGAAGCUUGCCGAGUUUCAUGCGGCGAGCGUCAUGUGGCAUGAAAAGUAUGGUGCAUUUCCGGAUGAGUUCCAGCGGUACUAUCUACCUGCAAAUUAUCAAAAAUCGAAAUCUUAUCAAACCCGUGUGCAAAGCUACAAAACAGCCAUGGCGACGUGGGGUUUGGAAGAUUGUGAGAAAUAUAUAGAACGUAUUCCAAAUGCUGAGCAAUUUGUGAAUGCCGCAAUGGGAUGUUUCAACUCAGAUCCCAAUGAGUUCAAGGUACUUAAUCAUGGCGACUUUUGGUCGAGUAAUAUCAUGUUGAAUUAUACGUCCAGCGGCGAUGUGAAUCAAAUACGCUUUGUGGACUUCCAAUUGUGUAAAUGGGGUAGUCCGGCGCAGGAUCUGUGGGAACUGAUCAUUUGCUCGGUGGUGAGUAAUCUGCGAAUUUGCGAAUUCGAUCAUUUCAUACGAGUUUACCACACGCACCUGCUCAAAUGUUUGAAAAUAUUGAAUUAUAUGAAGCCCUUGCCGAAGUUGUACGAAUUACAUACCAGCAUGUUGAAGUAUGGCUACUGGGGAUAUAGCACUACAUUCACACAUUUGGUUUUGAUACUACUACCUUCGGAUAAGGACGCCAGUCUGUUGAAGCUGAUACAGCCCGGUGAGGAGGGUGACAAGUUUCGACAUAAAGCCUACACAAAUCCGCUUUACGUGCGCGCUGUGUUGGAUAUACUGCCCUUUCUUCAAAGGCGUGGCAUUUUGGACUUUCAAUAAUUUCCCAAGAAAAUAGUCUCCUUAACAAAUAAAAACGAAUACUUAAAUUUUUUUAUAAAAAAUAAACGAAGAAUUGUUCGAUGGUUUAAGCGCCCUGCAAAA